AUGGGCUGGGUGAUUAUCCGAGUGGAAUCGACAAGGGGGCCCUGGACAAGGUUGGCAGCCCUGGUCGUUACAAGUGCGGUACAAGGGGGAUCGGGCUGGAUCGCGGGUCAGGGACCGGACCUGGAACCAACGCAGCUCUCGUGCAGAAACCAUUCCAGACUUGGCGGCGAGAACAAAUUUCCAACUGACUGCCGGCAGCCGGUGGAUCGGGUCCGAUUGAUUCUUGACUGGCUCCAUCUGAUCGACAGCCCCUCGGGGUUUGGUGGAUCGUAUAGGAAUACGAAGUACGGAGUACGGAGUACGGGAGCUCACUUCAAAUCCCGACGCGAGAGAGAGAGAGAGUGUGUGUGUAUGGAUGAAUGGAUGGAUAUGCCGUUCCCAAUUACCCUCAGCAGACAACCUGACAACUGGGAAGUCGUGGAGAUUGCGUGCGAGGCGGGGGGAGGGGGCGUCGAUGCAAGCAAGGGAGCUGAGCUGGGCGAAACGGAGAUCGAAAUGAAGUGGCUGGUACUGAGCACAGAGUACCGGGAGCGGACGACGUAUUGUCCUCGUCUGUCUCUUCUCUCAUCCAUGGUGUCGGGAGAUGGAUGCGGGCAGGGUGAUGCAAUCGUCCCGAUCAGGAAAAUAGAAGAUUGCAUCCGUCUGAUCAGCGCAAUUUUCAACGGUCGGCCUGUGUCUUAUCCAUUCAUAGCACAGCUGUAUUAUUGUUUAUGCCAUGCUGUUUCUGCACGGUGGGGAACAGCACACACCAUGUGUCGCGUAAUGCCCUUCAUAAAAGCGCCGGCAUUAGCUCGGAUUGUCGACCCAAAAACCUGUGCAAUCUGGCAGGUCCGGCUGGCGAGUCUCAGCGAUACGCGCCAAUCAUCGAGGUUACGAUCUCCGUACGAAGAAGCUCGUUCGCUGGCUGAAGAGGAGGGGAGGGGGGAAGGGUUUUCGAGAGGGGAUAAAUUCCCGCUGUAA
This is a messenger RNA of Coccidioides immitis RS, 960 nucleotides long. RefSeq lists its product as uncharacterized. NCBI's taxonomy places the organism in Eukaryota, Fungi, Ascomycota, Eurotiomycetes, Onygenales, Onygenaceae. Bases 1 to 960 code for a protein of 319 amino acids. The record is from RefSeq and is a predicted model, not a curated record. The transcript has 6 exons.